AUGACUUCCACCAUCGCCACGAAAUCUCAAGCCCUCCCGCCAGGAAUCUACUGUCCUGUUAUCUCAUUGUAUCAGAUUACAUCCCGACAAGAGAUCGACCUCGUUGCAUCCUACAAAUUCUUUUCCUACCUGAUCCGUGGAGGUGUUGACGGUCUUGUACUUGCCGGAACCACCGCCGAAGCUGUUUUGCUCUCCUCAGAAGAGCGAAAAGAACUAGUCAAAACUGCCCGAAAAGCAGCGACUGAUCUCGGCCGUCCAGACUUCCCAGUUGUCACGGGAAUCAGUGGCCAGUCCACAAACGAAUCCAUCCGCCUCGCAGAGGAUGCCCCAGCCGCAGGCGCGAAUUUCGGCCUGUUGCUGCCCCCGAACUAUUGGGCGAAAGCCGUGACAAAGGAUGUUCUGCUGGGAUUUUAUCGGGAGGUCGCUGAUGCAACAACUCUACCGAUUGUCAUCUAUAGCUUCCCUGCCAUGUGCAACGGCAUAGACAUGAACUCCGAUACCUUAUCCGAGUUGGCACACCAUCCCAAUAUCGUCGGCGUCAAACUGACCUGCGGCAAUGCGGGCAAAGUGACACGGCUGACGCGAGAAUACAAGCACGGCCAGUUUGGUGUUUAUGCCGGUUCCUCGGACUGGCUCAUUCCUUGUCUGGCCGGUGGCGGCGGAGGUUGCGUCACUGGGAUUGCCAACGUGUUCCCUAAAUGUGUUGCGAGACUCUAUGCACUGUGGAAUGAGGGGAAGGUCAAGGAGGCGAGUGAGCUCCAGGGUUUGGUUGCCCAAGCGGAGAAGGCGUGCAAGGAGGGAAUUGCGCCUACCAAGUUUGGGGCUGCACACUUUGCUGGUCCUCCUGCUGGAAUAACUGAUGAAAAGGCAUUUUGGCCCCGGAAGCCUUAUGCGCCCUGUGGGGAGGAGAAAGCGUCGUGGGUGGUGAAGGUGAUGCGGCAUUUGGUGGAAGUGGAGCAAGGCUUGCCAGAUGCUGUAUAA
This is a messenger RNA of Penicillium alfredii, 981 nucleotides long. RefSeq names its product dihydrodipicolinate synthase family protein. The coding region runs from base 1 to 981 and encodes 326 amino acids. NCBI's taxonomy places the organism in Eukaryota, Fungi, Ascomycota, Eurotiomycetes, Eurotiales, Aspergillaceae. Gene Ontology annotation, molecular function: 4-hydroxy-tetrahydrodipicolinate synthase activity. The transcript has 2 exons. The record is from RefSeq and is a predicted model, not a curated record.